This is a messenger RNA of Saccharomycopsis crataegensis, 747 nucleotides long. RefSeq names its product U2 snRNP complex subunit LEA1 (gene LEA1). Gene Ontology annotation, molecular function: U2 snRNA binding. The record is from RefSeq and is a predicted model, not a curated record. Gene Ontology annotation, cellular component: U2 snRNP. The coding region runs from base 1 to 747 and encodes 248 amino acids. The transcript has a single exon. Gene Ontology annotation, biological process: mRNA splicing, via spliceosome. NCBI's taxonomy places the organism in Eukaryota, Fungi, Ascomycota, Saccharomycetes, Ascoideales, Saccharomycopsidaceae.
AUGCAACUCACCGCCGACUUGGUAAUAAAUGCUCCCACGUAUACCAAUGCAAUCAAUGAAAGAACAGUUUCUUUUAGAUCUAAUGGGCUUUUAUCGUUACAAAACCUUGAAUCAUUAGCAGAUGUAUAUGAAUGUAUUGAUUUUACUAAUAACGAGUUGGCCUAUCUCGGGAACUUCCCUUCAAAUAAGACCCUUUUCAAUGCCACUACCUUAUUAUUCGCCAAUAACAAAAUUUCAGAAAUUGAGGAUUCCAUAGGGGAUUAUUUCCCAAAUGUCACAAAGAUAUCAUUAAUCAUGAAUGAUAUUGAGAGUUACCAGGAAUUGUAUAAGCUCCGCGAAUUGAAGAAUUUGAAGAGUUUGGCAAUUCACAAAAAUCCCAUUACAGCUCACCUGGUAGGAUAUAGAUCAUUUUUGAUUUCGAUAUUGCCACUGCUUGAAGUAAUCGAUUUUGAAAGGGUUAAAAAUGCUGAACGUGAAAGGGCCAAAGAAUUAGACAUUGAAAAGAUUCUACUUGAUGACAAGAAGAAGAGGGAAAAUCUGUCACUGGGAAAGAGGAGUGUAAGGGUCAAUAGAGAAAACCUUUCUCAUCAAAAUCAUUCCAAUGAUAAGAAUAAUAGACAUCAAAGAAAUGUGGUGAACAAGUUAAAUGACCUGGAUCGUCAGUUAUUGAAAAAACAGCUUUUGGAAGCCGAAAGUCUAGAGGAAAUUCAGCAGAUUGAAACAAGAUUGAAGCAAGGCUAUUGGUAA